Messenger RNA from Peromyscus maniculatus bairdii (prairie deer mouse), 1827 nucleotides. The record is from RefSeq and is a predicted model, not a curated record. Lineage: Eukaryota; Metazoa; Chordata; Mammalia; Rodentia; Cricetidae.
UUGGCUUGUACGAGAUGCUGGGUGCUCUGAGUUUAACCUGAGUCUCUGUAUUUGACAAGAUAUUUUUGCUUGUUGCUCUGGGAGUAGCUUGAAGGGCCUGGUGGUUCUACUUGGUUCUUCUGUGUGUGACUGGAAGGCCUGGUGUCCAUCUCUGCUCCUCUCUGGUCUUGUUCCUUAUACUGUGAGACAAUGCCACCUACCUACAUUUCUUGUCAUCCUAAUUGCGUGUAGGUUUGUGUGUGUGUGUGAAUUGCUCUCUAAGGGGCCCAAAUAUCACAAUCAUGGCAGUGGCAGGUUUUGCCCUUUUUAGUUCCCUCUCCCUUGAUUAACCAUUAGAUUACAUUCCUAAAUUUAGUCCCCCAUUUCAUUCCCUUUUGUGGACACUGACUCAUUCUUGAAACUAAACACCAAAGUCCAACAAUCAAAAUUCAUUACCUGCCUACACUUGUCAACCUGUCCAAUCAGAUCUCAGCAACUCACCCUAGCACACACUCAAACUUUGUAUUUAAAAUCCCACUGCUGAAAAAAGCCUGCUGUGUGUUGUCUGUCUUUGCCUGAUCCAGAGGCAGCUCCCAAUGCCUUGCUUGCCCUGCGGGGAAAUGCAUCUCUUUGUGCUGACAAUUUGGUGUCUCAGUGUGUUCUGUACUGUCUCUGAGAGGCUCCUUUACAGUGUGUGUGUGUGUUGUGUGCGUGUGUGUGUCCCUUCAGAUCGUGAGAGUUGGAGGUUGAUAGUAGGCCUGAGGAUUUGCCUGUUUCAAAGAUUUCAGUUGAUAUAAGUGCUGAGACCAGGGAGCUCCACUUUGAGCAUCACUGUUCUCAGUCUUUGUGCUCACCCUGGUGCCUCGUUGGAAUAACCUUGGGAGUUUUAUAAAGCCAUCCACAUGGAGUGCCUACUCAAGCCAAUACUGACUAUGAGUUCUGGAUAUCCUUGUAAGGACAAACCAUUUCUAUUCUAACAUCAGUGGAAAUGUCAUCACAGAUUUCAUGUAGGCCCAUGCCUGUGGGCCUACAUAGUGAGCUAGUCUACUCCUCCAGGCCUACUGAGGGAGCUCAUGUAGGUCUGUCUCCCUCCCUGUUGACACCCAGCCUUUUCUGGCCCUGGGGCCGGGUAGGAAGUCUAUUGCACAUCAGGAGUUCCUAGUACAUAGGAUUCAGGAUGUGACAUCCAGUGGGCUAGGGUAGUGCAAAAUACAUCCUUAAUUCAUGGGGUCCCUGAGGCUUGUGUUCACAGGGUUCUUUGUUCCUGGGGCUAUGCCCUACCACAGGCUGAAUUCUGAUCAUGAGAUGCAGAACACAGAGCAUAAGAUGGAUAUGGCAGAUGUGAUGAAAUUACCUAAGGAAAUUAGUGAGGCCUUGUACAAGUGUACGGAGCUGAGUGAGAAGACCAAAAUCUCGCGCACCCUCUACAGUCAGCACCUGAGUGAACAGACUCAGCUGAAGGAAAAAGUGAGAAUGUUGCUAGAAGACAAGAAAAAGCUGCAGGGGGAGCAGAUUUUACUACAAGAGUCCUGUGAGGAGGCAAAGAGGCUCUGUGAGGAGGCCCAUGAGAAGAUGUAUGCCCUCUGGACAAGGCAGCUCCAGGAACAUCAAAGACUUGAGGAAAAUCUUCAGUCCCUGUUGAAGCAGAAGGAGCUGCUCACCAAGCAAAGGGAAUUAGCAGUAAAGCUGCAGCAUCACUUCACUGUGUCCCAGAUGAGCACCUCUUCAGAAAACUGAGAAGGCUGGAAGAAGCCAGAGACACCUUGAAGGCAUGACAUUCUAUACUCCAGGUUCACGGCCUCCUCAGAAAAUGCCACCUCUUUUCAGGUGUGAACUCACUAGUGAGGC